Molecule: messenger RNA, 1178 nt
Organism: Lolium rigidum
Lineage: Eukaryota; Viridiplantae; Streptophyta; Magnoliopsida; Poales; Poaceae
Product: BTB/POZ and MATH domain-containing protein 2-like
Exons: 1
Coding region: 54-1178 (374 amino acids)
Biological process (GO): protein ubiquitination
Molecular function (GO): protein binding
Source: RefSeq, a predicted model, not a curated record
AAUCGCCUGGUAGACGUUCUUGUUCUCCUUCCCCGCUGAUCUCCAAUCGAGCAAUGGCCGCGUCAUCCCCCCCAAGCCCAAGCGUUUCGGGCUCGACCUGCACCCCAGAGACCGCGCGGGGCACGCACUUGUUCAAGAUCGACGGCUACAGCAUGUACACGGGCCUCGGGGUUGGCAAGGUCGUCGAGUCCAACACCUUCGCCGUCGGCGGCUACGACUGGGUCAUCUGCUUCUACCCCGACGGCGAAGAGGAGAGCAACAAAGACUACGUUUCACUUUACCUCGAGCUCAAGACCGAGAACGCCGAGACGAGGGCGCUCUACGAUCUGAGGCUGGUCGACCAGGUCCGGACGGCCCCGACUUUCACCUGGCCAAAAUCUUUCCAUGAAGGACCCCGUGUGUUUAGCACCCGUGAAGGCAGUUCUGCCUCCUGGGGCUACAACAAGCUGAUGAGGAAGAGCGACCUCCAAGAGUCGCCCUACAUCCUGAACGACGCGCUUGUCGUGGAGUGCAAUCUCAGCGUCAUCAAGCUCACGCCCCCGCACGAGGAGUCCGAUGUCAAGCUUUACAGCAUCACACCCAAGGUGCCGCCCUCCGAAUUGGUCGACAACCUCAGUAGAUUGCUGGAGGCAACCGAGGGCGCCGACGUGUCUUUCAAGGUCAAAGACGAGGUUUUCCCGGCUCACAAGAUCAUCCUAGCGAUGCGGUCGCCCGUCUUCUGGGUGGACUUCUACGGGCCGAUGAGGGACGAGAGCAGACGCAUCGUAACCGUCGAGGAUAUGCAGCCCGCUGUUUUCAGGGGACUGCUUCACUUCAUCUACACCGAUUCGCUGCCUCCCUUGGAUGACCUCGAUGACGACGACGACGACGAUGAUGAGUAUGAUGAAAUGCUCAGGCAUUUGCUGGUGGCGGCGGAUAGGUAUGGUAUCGAAAGGAUGAAGCUGAUGUGCGAGAGAAAGCUUUGCCAGAACCUUUACGUCGGGACUGUCGCGACCACCUUAGCUUUAGCCGACCAGCACCAUUGCAGCCAGCUCAAAGAUGCCUGCAUUCAGUUUAUCAACUCUUCGGAUAGAAUGGACGAUGUGGUGGAAACUCAAGGGUAUAAAAACCUCAAAAGGGAAUGCCCUGCUAUCUUUGCUGAUAUAUGGGAGAAAGCAGCCAAGAAUCGCAAAAUCUAG